Molecule: messenger RNA, 2108 nt
Organism: Cheilinus undulatus (humphead wrasse)
Lineage: Eukaryota; Metazoa; Chordata; Actinopteri; Labriformes; Labridae
Product: ERBB receptor feedback inhibitor 1
Exons: 4
Coding region: 243-1286 (347 amino acids)
Biological process (GO): regulation of keratinocyte differentiation; negative regulation of epidermal growth factor receptor signaling pathway
Cellular component (GO): extrinsic component of cytoplasmic side of plasma membrane
Source: RefSeq, a predicted model, not a curated record
CACUUAACAGUGCUGUUGACAAGAGAGAUGUAGCACAUGGUUUAGUUUGGACUGUCUCAAACAGCAGCAGACUGGAGCAACUCUACAGACUGUUUUCUACUUAAUGGACAAUUGAUGGACAAAUAGACUUCAUUUUAUGCCUAUUAAUGGCCAAAAUGAAGCUGUGAUGGGGUUGAUAGAGCUGACAUGUUGGAUACUGAGCAGACCAUCACUCUUUUUACGGAUAGAGUGUCUGGAGCAAAAUGACCAGAAGUGAGACAAACUACUGGAGACAGCAUGACCUAAACAGAGCAUGCUUUGGCCUAAGUGCUGACAUGGAGUGUAACCUGACUAAGCAUCUACAACAACAAAUGUCAAAGGAAUUCAACUGCAACCUCUCCUCCUCCCAGCCUUCUUUCUACAAUGAUACUUGUCGCCAGAGGCCUGAUAUCACACUGCAUUCCCUUGAAGAAGACCAGGUGGUCCCCUUCUCUCUGAGACGGACAAUAUUAGGAGGCCUCCAGAGAGAAGCAAAACCCCUUCCACCUCUGCCUGACCCUGAGGAGCUUAUAUCUGAUGAGGCAGCUGAUAGUGAGGUAGAGUUUUUUAUCAGUGACCGACGGCAUCUUUUGCCCAAAAGCUGUCCAAAAGCAACAUGCAAGAUUACAAACAGAGAAAGCGGCCAAGUAAAUUACGCCUACCAGAAGGGCUUGGUGCAUGGUUGCAGUGCUGGUAUUAGCUCCAUGGCUUUCUCUUGGCCAUGUAGUGAGGAGAGAGCAACAGGAAUGGAAAAUGGGUUUGGAUCUAACAUCUGGUCCUUGACUUUCCAGAAAGAGGACCAGUCAGAACAAAACCAAUCAUCCAGGCUUCGGUAUUCCUACACAGGUACUGCCUUUCAACCUCUUUACAGCAGCAACACUACCUGCCCAGCUGAAAAGCCAAAAGUUCCUCUUCGUAUUCCCAUCCCCCCAAAACCUCUUGCUCUUCUAAAAACUCUGAGUGUCAACGAGGAAGACAAACCUCCCAAAAUUCCCCCCAGAAUCCCCUUAGUACCCCCUUGCCCACCGCGUACUCCCAGCCCCAAAAGCCUUCCAAUUUAUAUCAACGGUGUGAUGCCUGCAACACAGAGUUUUGCUGCUAACCCAAAAUAUGUGAGUAAGGCAUUUCAGAGACAGCAGAGUGAAAGGGUGACCCCUGCUGCCCAGUCUACACCCUGCAUUGUACCCAUUCUGAAGGAUGGCAGACAGACCAGUGCUACACACUACAUCCUCCUACCGCCGGGUCGACAGGCUUACUCUGACCGGUAAUAAAGUACCCUGAGUAAGCUAUCCAGAAGAGAAAAACAAGGACUGGCAGAAUAAAACAGAAGCUUGUGCUUUACACUCUUGCUAAAACUUGAGAUUAAAACUGAGCAACAGUUUAAUAAACUAUGUGAUACGUACUUGUUCAGAAUGUGUGAAAACAUCCAUUCUGCAUGUCUAUUGUCAUACUGUACUUACAAUUAAUGACUGAUAUGUUGAUUGAUACGAUAUGAUUAUUUAUGUGAUACAAAAAUGUGAGGUUACUGUUCGUUUUUACUAAAAUCAUUGUAACGGUCCACUAUUUAACGCUUGUCAAUUUUAGUUCACUGAGAUUUUGCAAAUAUUCACAGUGAAAAUGUAUGAUCUCUCAUAAAUUCCUUGUUCUUACAGUCACAUGCUUAUUGUUAAAACAUCCUCUAAAGUCAGGUUACUCACAAGAGAGCAAUAAUUACUGAAUGGACAAGCUGGACUUGUAACUUGCACUUGAACACGUUCAAUAUUUAAUGACAAUGCUGCUUAAAAUUUGUAAUAAUGUAUCAAUAAAUGUUAUGCUGAAUCAUCUUAGCAUUAGGACUUGGCAAUUAGCAGUGUGGCUGAUGUGACAUAAAACCAAUUAAUUAAUUGAACUGCAAUGAAAACUUUAUUUUUUCCUGUUCAGUAAACAUAUAAAUAGUGUUCUGUAGAAAGCUCAGCAUUCUCAUGGUAUGCUAGUGUGCAUAUGAUAUCAUGUAUUUGACAGAAAAUGUGUCCUGAAAGCUAAAAAAUAAUAAUUAAAAAAAAGAAAAAAAAAAAAAAAAAAAAAAAAAAAGCUACACCACCACAAAAAUU